Vanrija pseudolonga is the source of this 2251-nucleotide messenger RNA. RefSeq names its product tRNA-specific adenosine deaminase subunit tad3 (gene tad3). The record is from RefSeq and is a predicted model, not a curated record. The coding region runs from base 230 to 2251 and encodes 673 amino acids. Gene Ontology annotation, molecular function: protein binding; tRNA-specific adenosine-34 deaminase activity. Lineage: Eukaryota; Fungi; Basidiomycota; Tremellomycetes; Trichosporonales; Trichosporonaceae. Gene Ontology annotation, cellular component: cytoplasm; nucleus. The transcript is spliced from 3 exons.
ACCCUUGCACUCCUCUGCAUCGCACGGCACACACCGACCUCCUCACACACACACACCGCGGGCAUCUCGACGCAGCCCCCCCGUCGCCCCGUGCAGCUCGCGCCACCUGUGUAUACUCGAGCCCACAGCGCGCCGCGACACCGUGCGCCUCCUUCCUGCUCCCUUCGACUCACUCGCCUCCUCCUCGGAAGAUCUGUCCGCCGCACGUCCCUCCGCCAGACGAGACGUCAUGAGCCGUGGCGUCGAGGCUGAAGCCGGCAACGGCGCCGGCCCCUCUGCUUCCCCCCUGCCCGCAUCGGAAACGAUCAACCCCCUCGCGCUGCACGUCCGCCAGCUGCCCGGCAGAGGCCGCGGCGUGUUUGCCUCGGCGGCGAUUCCUGCAGGGAGCGUGCUCGAGGAAGCGCCGGUGCUGCUUCUUACAAAGGAGCAGUGGGACCAAGGACGGAUGGACGACACGGUCCUGGGUGAAUAUGGCUUUUGCUGGUCAAACGGCGGCAUGGCGCUCGGAUUGGGAAUGGCCUCCCUGUUCAACCACUCGUCUACACCAAACGUCAACUUUGUGCGCAACACGGCCGCCAACACCAUCACAUUCACCACGUCGCGCUCCGUCCAGCCAGGGGACGAGCUGUGCAUCUGCUACUCGGCCGACGAGACCAAGCUGUGGUUUGUCCCGAGCCAGGGGCGCAAGCCGGCGCUGAGCGACGACGAGGGAGACGGGCUCCAGCGGCUGGCGGCGCUCGACGUCGAGGACAGCGACGACGAGGCGCGGGCUGAGCGCGCUGCUGCCGAGGCCAAGGCAGCCGCGCGCGAGACGAGAAGAACGCUCGGCGGCGCGACACACAGCGCAAAGCAGAGACGGCGCGAGCGGUUCAAGAACAAGAUGGCAACGUCGUCGACAACGACGACCCCCGAUGCCGCCGGGGCGGGUGGCGCGAGUCACAACAACACACCGGGCGCUGCAAACGGAACGACGAUUCUCGCGCCCCAACCAUUACAAGCAACGGGCAGUGCCUUGCCUGGUGUGACAGGAUCGGCGGGGGAGUCGUCGUCGUCGUCGUCGUCUUCGUCAGCGUUCAAGGCAAAGUCGAUAUCGUGGGCCGAGCGCCAGCGCCGCGACGAGGUGCGCGCCGACCUGCCCCCGCCGCUGCAUUCUGUUGCCGCCAAGUCGCGGCACGAGCACGUCGGCGAGGUGCACCUCACGGCCGACUUGGAGUUUGACGUCGCGCCUCCAAACCAGCUGUCGACGCCGCUCGCCCAGGACCAGUGGGACCUCAUCUACCGCGCGCGUGGGCCGAUCGAGAUUGAGGAGGAGGCUGAGAUGGACAACAGCGCGACGAUCCCCGUCUGGGUCGUCGACGUCCCCGACUCCAAGCUCACACGUCACGUCCUGGCGUUCACAAAGGACGGCUUGCCGGUCGACGAGCGCAUGCGGCAUCUGAAGCGUGUGCGGAGGGUGACCGACGAGACAGGCGAGCACUGCUACGUCGCGCUGGCGAUGGAGAGCUCAAUCACGCCCGCGGCGCUCGUGGCGGCGCUCGAGGCCUUUUCUCCGCUGCUGACGGGGCUCGAGCCGAGCCUGUUCAACGUGCCCAGAGCGGCGGCGCGCACGUCGGAGCAGCUCAAGAUCAGAAACAAGAUCUGGCCGGUGCUCUUCUCGCCUGCUGCGCCGCGGCCGCUCGACGCGCGCGGGACCACGCUGGGCAAGUACGCGUGGAUCCGGGCCGGCAUCCACCGUGUGCUGGCGGAUGCGCGGGCGUCCGCCGCCGCUGGCGACUUGCCAGUCGCCGUAUACUGCGCGUCGCCGCCCGAGUCGAUCUGGCCCCAGCAGGACGGGUUCAUCCCCCCGACACCGGGGCUGCGCGCCGCCGCGCACGACACGCGCGUGAGCGAGGCCCACCCCCUGCGACAUGCCGUGCUCAACUGCAUUGCCGAGAUUGCGCGCCUGCGCACCGUGUCCCCCUUCUCCGAGAUGAACCCGACCCGCAACGGCGCCGACUACCUCCUCACCUCGCUCAGCCUCUUCGUGACCCACGAGCCGUGCGUCAUGUGCUCCAUGGCCCUGCUGCACUCGCGCGUGCGCGAGGUCUACUUCCUCUUCCCGCGCAAGCGCGCCGGCGGCUUCGAGGGCUCGUACGGCGUCCACUCGCGCCGCGACCUCAACCACCGCUUCGACGCGUGGCAGUACUGCGGCGACCUGGUCGACGUCGGCGAGCUCGCCCAGUACGACGUGCCAGAUUCCUACGAGAUCUAA